Messenger RNA from Staurois parvus, 492 nucleotides. NCBI's taxonomy places the organism in Eukaryota, Metazoa, Chordata, Amphibia, Anura, Ranidae. The record is from the annotation of a GenBank genome assembly.
GGCUCGACAGCGGGCACCGCGUCAUCUGGCAAGGCAGUGGGCUCCGAGUCAACUGGCAUGACCGCGGGCACUGGGUCAGAUAUUGGAUCGUCUGGCUGGACAGAGGGCAACGGGUCACCAGGCAUCAGGUCAUUUGGCUCAACAGCGGGCACCGCGUCAUCUGGCAAGACAGUGGGCACCAAGUCACCAGGCACGACAGUGGGCUCUAAGUCAAUUGGCACGACAGCGGGCACCGGGUCAUCAGGUACCGGAUUGUCUGGCUCGACAGUGGGCAUCGGGUCACCAGGUAUGACAGCGGGCACUGGGUCACCAGGCAUCAGGUCAUUUGGCUUGCCAGCGGGCACCGCGUCAUCUGGCAAGGCAGUGGGCACCGGGUCACAGGCAUUGGAUUGUCUGGCUCGACAGCGGGCAUCGGGUCAACUGGCCUAAUAGGAUCAUCAGGCUGGAUCAGCUGGGUACAGGCAUCAGGCUGGGUACAGACCUCAGGCUGAA